AAAGCCAAUAUAUGCGUAUAUGAGCUCUCGACACAGUUGCGUUUUUGCGCAGUGAUACAUUCGCUUGUCAUUCACGCGCCAAUUGCGAUUCGAUUUGCAAUUGCGUGAUCGCCGUUGUGUCCUUGGGAGUCGGUGCGUCCCUCACUGUCGAAGAUGUCUUUGAACAAUAGAACACAGUAUACAUAUGUCCAACAUCCAGCAAAUAGGGUAGAAGUUAGAAAUAUGGAACCUACUUCUUGGAAUGAUGCUAGUAAAGUGGCUGGAGAAGAAGUAGUGACUAUUCAUAAGAAGUUGCAGCAGGAAACUGAGAAUAUUAUUCGAUGGAAAGCUUCCUCUGAGGUUAAUACUAAGCAGCUGGAACUGCAGCUGGAAGAGUCUCAAGGAAUUGUUAAUGACUUAAGAAGGAACAUAAUGGAACUUCAAUUGGCAAAUGAAAAUUUGUCACAGUCUCUUAUAAGAGAACAAGAAGAACGAGUACUUAUAAAUACUAAAGUGAUGCACACACGCGAACUGGUUUCUUCUCUGCAGCAACAAUGCCAAGAGUUAGAAGGUACUGUAAAUGUCUUCCACCAGGAGAAGCAGUAUCAUUGUGCUGUGCAGAAUGAAACCAUUGAAAGGAUGAAUAUCUUAACAGGAAAUUUCAAGGAGCUUUCUCUUCUUAGUGAAGAAAAGAUAAAGGUCAUAGCUGAUAAAGCGAAUGAGACGAUAGGGAGCUUGCAGAAUAAAAUAUGUGAUCUGGAGCAUAACCUGGAAGCCAAAGUGAAUGAUUGUAAUCUUCUUACAAAAGCUGUAGAAGAAUAUAAAAAGGAAAUUACUGAUGUAACCUACAAACUUAAGUUGGCAAAUACACUAACAAGUGAAACAGAGGAGAAGGUUUUUCAACUGCAGCUUGACCUAAAUGAGGUUCAGAGUACUUUGGCAAGUAAGUUGAUUGUCCUUCAAAAUCAAAUGUCAGAAAACUUACAAACAAAGAAGGAACUCCAGGAAGAACAGCUCAAAUUGAAAGAAAGCAAAAGUGAAUUUAAUGAGGCUGUAGAGAAAAUAAAAUUUCUAAAAAGUGCAAACAAUGCCCUUGAAGGGGCUCAAAGUGAGCUGACUGAGAAGCUUGAAGCAGUUACCUCCCUUAAGUUUGAGAUUGAAAAGGAUGUUGAGCUGAAGAAUCAAGUUCUUGAAAACUUGCAAGCAGAGAAAACCCAAUUGCGGGAGGAAAUGGAUGAGUUGAACCUCUCUCUUGAGAGGUUAACCUUGCAGUUGCAUACAAUGGAUGAACAUUGUAAAAUGCUUGAUAAAGAAAAGGAAGAAUUCAUGGAGAAACAAGUAUGCCUUAAUUUGCAGCUAGCCAGGGAACAAGGAAGAACCAAGGAAUUGCAAGAAAAGCUUUCAUCAGUUACAGAAAACUUGGAAAGUAUGGAAAGUUUAGUUGAGAAGUUAAAGAAUGACCAAGAAAUUCAUGUGCAGUUGAAUAUUAAACUACAACAAGAUCUUCAGGAGAGGGAAAUAGAAGUUAAGGAAAAGAAUGAUGAAAUUGAGAACUUAGCCCAAAAGAUGAAAACUGCUCAAGAAACUGAAGUCCAUUUGAAUGAAAACCUUUCAGUUUUGAAAAAUGAGAUAGCCAUGAUGAGGGAGAAUAUGAAUCACCAGUUGGAAAUCAGUGAAAAAGAGAAGGAGGAAAUAUUAGAAAAGUCUGCUGAUAAAGAAUCAUCGUUAAAGAACAGGGAAGAACAACUUGAAAAACAAAUAGAAAGAGAAAGGAAAAGUUUGGCAGCUUUACAAACUAAGCAUGAAAAUGUGGUUGAGGAGCUGAAAUGUUUGAAAUCUCUUUCUAAGGAUCAAAAGGAUGAUCUGAAAGCAAAGAAUAAGAAAAUACAACAAGAAGAAAAGAAAAUAGAAAAGCUUGAAAAAUCUAUGACAGAUGCAAAAGUGAAUAUUGAUAGAUUACAAGAAAAAAAUAAAGAGUUGGAAGAGGAGUGCCUGAGUUUAACAAAGAAGAUAGAUUAUUUUGAAGAAAUUCAAGGUAAAAAUCAUGACACUUUCAAUGCAGAAAUUAAAGCUUUAGAGGAAGAAUUACAAAAAGAAAAAUGCAGUAGAGAGAAUCUUGAAGAGGAAUUGAAGAGCAAGAAACUGGAAUUUGUAUCGUUUCAUAAUAAUACUAAUGAAAAGAUGCAAAAAAUUAAUGAAGAUAUGCAGAAAUUGUUAAGAUGCCAUCAGGAUCAGAUUGAUACACUCGAGCAAGAGAAAGAAAAAUUAGAAAAAGAGAAACAAGAAAUGGAACAGCAAACUUCACUGAAGCUUAAUCUUGUAGAAGCUGAAACAGAUGAAAAGAUAAAGCAAAUGGCUGAUUUGCUUGCAAGAUACAAGUCAGAGUAUGAAGUAAAGUUGGCAGCAGCAGAAUUGCAGAUGCAGCAUAUGCAACUAGCAUAUGAAGGGAAACAAUCCACUAAGGUAAUGUAUUGAAUACAUGAGCUUUUUUAUUUUUAUAUCU
This is a messenger RNA of Macrobrachium nipponense, 2482 nucleotides long. Its product is annotated as centriolin-like. Gene Ontology annotation, biological process: synaptonemal complex assembly. The coding region runs from base 154 to 2454 and encodes 766 amino acids. The record is from RefSeq and is a predicted model, not a curated record. The transcript is spliced from 17 exons. Lineage: Eukaryota; Metazoa; Arthropoda; Malacostraca; Decapoda; Palaemonidae. Gene Ontology annotation, cellular component: synaptonemal complex.